AUGGCAAGAAACGAAGGAGUCAUCGCGCCGGAUUCACGCCCGGUGCCGGAACAAAGACCUACACGAAUAGCGAAAACAAAAGCGCAUGAAGCGCUCCGCAAACUCCAUCAAUGCGAAACACAAGAUGAAGGCACGGAGCAUCCAGCAGUCAACCAUAUUUACCACAGGAGCCCUCCCUUGGUAGCACAUAUCCUGAUGAUGAUGCUCGUUCUAAACCAAUGCGAAGGCCAUGAACUCGGCAAACACAUAUCAUGCUCGAACGGAACCGUCAACAUUCACCCACCGUCUUCAUCUUUUCAGUUGUGCUUCGAAAGCACAUGUAGGAAUUUUAGUGCAAAUGCACUCCCAACGCACUAUUUACUUCCACCAUCACCAACAAGUGAACCUAUCCGAGUCGACGUUACAUCCGAAUACAUCAGAGAGACUCGUUUCUGCAGAGCACCAUCCUUUUGCCAACAUGCCUCCCACUUCCUUUCUAAGAGCCUGAUAGCAAAUCCACACUGCUGGCCUACUGGCGCGUUGCUAUCAGUAGCAGUCAUAGGAUAUACCAUCCUCGUUGGGUUUGGGUUCCUUUUAUGGCUCGUCCUACGAGGAAAGCAGAAACCAGCCACAACAGUCUCUAACAGCACAAAUAUUGCGUUGCAGGUCGUGACACCUCAUCAAGAACGUAUUCCUUUCACCCUCACUUCUUUCAAACCAGCCUUAAUUCAACCAUCCUUGUCGAUACUGCUCGCGGCCAUUGCAGCAGGCAUCACGGGUGUAUCUUCAUGCCAGGAAGGAUAUACGCGGCAUUCAGUAGACCUCAUAUGCACAGGUGUUAGUGCCUGCCAUUAUGAAUAUCGACGCGAGAUUUUGUUCAACAAGGUAAUGACAAGUCUCUGCGUUCAAUUACGACACGCGAACACCAGCGUAGGAUACAUCAAAAUAAGACGGAGAUCAGUACAGUUAGAAUGCGCAAAAAAUUCACUAUUCUGGACCAGAGACACUCGACAUUAUGUCAGGCAUAUGACAAGGUGUCGUGGAAUGGGCUCUUGUACAAACGACAAAUGCGAAACAAUGGCUCCAAGCGACAGCAUACCGGAAAUGACCGACUCCCUUUCAGAUCCGGGCUAUAACGCAUGCUCCAUCGAAUGCAGCGGCAUCAACUGUAUUUGCCCGUUUCCAUUUCGUCACUGCACCUUCUACCGAGUUGCACACACGCCUAUCUCAACCCAGACCUAUGAAGUUUUUGCGUGUUCAGCUUGGCUACCCAUGAUAAGCCUGGACGUUUCAGUACAACUAUAUAACUCUCAAAACAAUAGCCGCAUGACGUUACAUCCAUACUCGACUAGGAAGUUCUCUGAUUUCGCAUUCACGGUGAUAUCUAUUCAGACACCGCAUAUACCACUCAACGAAAAAUUUGCGCUAUCUCGUAGCGAAGCAGUCAAGUUACCAAGAGAGUUCACUUUCCCUGUGACCUGUCGCUCCGAACAACAAGCGCAGCAUAACUUCUCAAUGUGCACGAAUAUGCAUUUCUGUAACUGCGAUAUCAGCGGAACACAACCAAAUUGCCGAUGCCCGCACCACAGCCUGUCGUCAUUGCGGCGCAGCAGCGAUUUCCACCUGCCGUUGUCCACACCGCACGUCACGCUCGCGAGGCAAAAGAAUACGGUGAUUGCCGAAUCCGAUGAAAGCGAAAUAGUAGUACUAAUAAAAUCACAGAGACGCCUUGACAGUGCGCAUUUGAACAUCAACGCACCAUGCACAAUAACCACAGGCAGACUGGAAGGUUGCUACAAUUGCGAGCAUGGCAGCAGAAUUAACAUCUCAUGUUAUGCCCCAGUUGCAUCCUGGACAACUAUUGCCUGCGCUCAAGAACUGUUCUCCAUAGAAUGUGGCCCGGAAAAUAAAACAACGGAAGUAAAAAUCGCUUUCAACAAAGCUAUCGUCACAUCGGAAUGCUACACAACAUGUGAGAACAAAAAUGUCUCGGUAAAAAUAAAUGGAAUCCUUUACUACCACACCCAACAAGCAGGAUUACAGGACAUAUUCGUUCACAACACUAUUAGAAAGAUUCCGCAGACAGACUGGUUAAAUGACGUGCAUAUUCCAGACCUUUCUCCCCUGUGGAAAGUAGCACUUGAUCACUGGAAACUCACGAUUACCGUGGUCGUCGCUUUGAUGACAGGAAUCAUCCUAACCUACAUUUGCGGCCCAAUAGUCGCUCUCCUCUUUGUGCAAAUGCUUGGUCAUAUCACAGCAAUAUCGGCGCAAUUCACACUAGCGUCCAUCCAAUCAGCCCGCAAUUCCGUCGUAGCUCGUGUGCGCGGCACGGCCACACCACCGACAACUUCCCACCAUUAA
Ostertagia ostertagi is the source of this 2343-nucleotide messenger RNA. NCBI's taxonomy places the organism in Eukaryota, Metazoa, Nematoda, Chromadorea, Rhabditida, Trichostrongylidae. The record is from the annotation of a GenBank genome assembly.